AUGAGUGCGAUCUUCCAGCUGUUACAACAUGCAAAGAAAGCCCGCGCUGUCUUACAGAGAGGCAGAAAAUCGGAAGGCAAGAAGGAUAGGUCGCUGAGGCAGAGUCUGUUUCCUUCUUCAGUUUCAUCAACUUCCGUUAUUGACAAAGCCGAUAUCGUACCAACAUCCUCGCCCUGGGACCUCCUGCCUGUCGAGCUUCAGAUAAAAAUAUUUGCGCAAUGUGGUAUUAGAGACCUCCUGCAACUGAAACUCGUCUGCCGGGCCUUCUGCCAAAUCCUCACCCUUCAUGAACAACUUAUCGCUCGUCAAUAUCUCCGCCAGCGCCGCCAUGGAACGCUUCCGUCUCCCAUCGACAGCGAACGAAUGUAUACUCGGAACCCCGAAGACGAUGUAGUGCUGCUGUCGGACCUGUUUCCUCCUGCGACAAGCGCCAAAGGCGGUCACCUAUACACUUUUCGUUAUAUACACAGCUUGCGACGGCGGCAAAAGCUAUGUUCCCAGCUGUGCUAUUACCUUGCAGAUCGCGUCAUGGAUAGAUUCUUGCACUGCGAGCCGACGUUUGUGAAGUCGAAGUUCUCCAACAGAAAUGAGCGUAAUGAGUUCCUAAAACGUGGGAAGGAAUCUUUAUGGUACAAUCUUAUACCUCUCAUGUACUAUGCUCUAUACUUUCUCGAAGCAUAUAGUCUCGCUCGACGUGACUUGAAAAAUGCAUUAUUGCAGGAGUUGGAAGCUGGUCGACUACCGGUUCCGAUGGCCCCCGAUAUUCGCAAGUCCAUGUAUCGAGACUUGCAACUUCAAAUCCUCCAAGCUCCUCCAUUUACCAACACUUCGACUCUGAUCUGUACACACCAUUGCAUGCAGCUUCUCGUCUCAUAUCUGCGCCAUACUGUGCCUCCCGACGAAUUUGUGGUGUCGGACGAUAGCUGGAUUGGCUCGUUGCUCACAGUAUCGCCAUUCAUUCGGAUUGUUGAAUACUUCUCGGCGGAAAUCGGCGAUGGUGGCAGUCAACGAGUGCAGCGAAAGGACUUCAUGCACAAUUUCCAAAACGAUCUAACGCUGAACGAGAAUGACGAUAUAAACUCGCUCGUCUUCGAGAGCGCCCCACUCUCGCAUAUACACUCCUCAGUGCAGGAUAUCUGGUUUGAUGUUGCCAAAGAAGAACUGGGGUCGAGAGGAGCUGUUCCCCAUGAUACGGAAAAUAUCUGGAUUUGGAAUGGUGUACCUGUUGCACUUGGAUGCCAACAUUGCCGAGAUGGGAGAGGAUGGCGUGCAUAA
Aspergillus clavatus NRRL 1 is the source of this 1275-nucleotide messenger RNA. Its product is annotated as F-box protein. The transcript is spliced from 3 exons. The record is from RefSeq and is a predicted model, not a curated record. Gene Ontology annotation, molecular function: protein binding. NCBI's taxonomy places the organism in Eukaryota, Fungi, Ascomycota, Eurotiomycetes, Eurotiales, Aspergillaceae. The coding region runs from base 1 to 1275 and encodes 424 amino acids.